AUGUCUGCCCUCAAGCUUGACCAGCCCUUAUACAAGUUCUUUGAGUCGGGGCUUCAUUCUCAACGGCCGAUAAUUGUCGAUUCGGACGCCCUAGAGUCACCUGAUACAGUGACCCUUCGCUACGAGGAGGAGGCAGCUGUGCGGGCCAACGGCGGAGGAGGGGACCUGCGAGGCGGCUCGUCCCCUGAUCUCCUGCCAAUGGCGGCAUACAAGCCUCAUCCACCCCAGAUGCAUGGGUUUUCCGAAUCUUCAUACAACCAGUACAGCCCGCAAAACCUACCACAAGCACAUCUGCAUCAGCAAAACGAAAAUGCCGCCGCACAGAUGAACCACAUGGCCUACGCAGCCAAUAAUGCUGCAGUCGCGUCGAACAACCGCAUAUCGUACAACUUUGCGCUGGCGCCGUCCGGAUUCUCAGCGCAAGGGUCGCAGCCAGAUGCAGGUCCCGGCGGCACCAAGAUACACUUGCGCAUCUCUGGACAAUAUGACAUCUUGUCCGUGACGUCGACGACGCCGUAUGUGUGGGUACUCUUCGGGAAUGCUGCGCAAAAGAGUCCAGCACAAAUGAUGAAAGAGUCGCAAGACGCUACCGGCGCAUGCACGUACAGUAUCACGGUUGAUGCACCUCCGUUUGUGGUCACAAAUUGGCAAGCGUCUUCAACUGUGCCCCUGACUGUUGUCAUUGAAAGCACAGAUGGGCAUGAGCUUGCACGCGUCGGCUCCGCGGGGUCAUUUACAUAUACGGACGCAGCAGGUGCAGACCUUCCCCAAGGGGCCGCGAGUCCACCUGACGGGUCCAUCACGCGAAGAAGUACCACCCGCUCACCUCUGUCACAUGAGCAUGAGACAUCAGUCCUCCAUGUCAACAGUCCUCCUGGCCUUACCGUACGCACGAGUGCCACCACCAGCCCUACGACUGAACACCUUCCCGGCGCGCAUCAACUGCCGCAACACGAUGUCGCAGAUCCGUGUACAAAUAACUACGGCUACCCAUCCGCUGCCGUCGCGCCGUCUCAGUCCCAAGUUCAGGUACCACAAGCGCAGCCGACGACUAGCUUUGGAGCGACAGCCUACGGCCAAAGCAACGACACAAUGCUGCACGCUUACCGGACCUCGAAUUACUCACACAACCAACAUCACUACCAACGGAGCCCGACCUCACUCCGCUCCCCACAUCAUGGUCUUGGAGGAUGGGCCACGUAUGGUGGCUUGGACGGUCGCACAUCAACAUACUCGUCCGCGCACCACACCACAAUUACCAGGCCCAGUUUGCAUCCUUCGCUGCCCAUGCCAAGUGGCGGUCCUCCUACCCUAGUCCGCACGACAAGCAUACCACAAGGGACCUCUUCGAUGGGACUUGGCGGCAGUUACAGCCCCUUCGUCUCGCACCACAAAGCCAUUCUACACAUCCAGGGAAACCUGGAAUCCAUGACAGUCGGCUGGACUCCAGAGGAGUGGGAGAACCGAAGACGAAUUGUUAUGUUCAAGAAGUCACAAUCCGGCAGCCGCCUCACAGCCACCUUUCGAGCGGUCCCUGUCAAUGAACGACCGCCGAAUAGUAUAUGCGUCAGCUGCAUAUGGUGGGAAGAGAGGCACGAAUGCUUUGUCACGUCGGUCGACACUAUUCACCUCCUGGAGCAACUGGUCGUUUCACCGAACCGGUUCACGGUCGAAGAGAAGAAUCGCAUCCGGCGGAAUCUGGAAGGUUUCAAACCGUUGACCGUGAGCAAAGCAAAGGCAGACUCGGAAGAUUUCUUCAAGAUCAUCAUGGGAUUUGGGAAUCCCAAGCCUAGGAACAUUGAGAAAGAUGUGAAGGUGUUUCCUUGGAAGGUCCUGGCUCCAGCCCUGAAGAAAAUCAUCGGGAAAUACAGCGCGUCACCAUCCUCGACGUGUUGGAAGCAACAACUAUGGUCUACCUCCUACACCGACGACAGCGACGGACCCAACAGGAGUAUCGGGCUACAUUGGCAGUGCUGGCCUGAGCAGCCACUCAGCCCUUACCGACAGCAUCCCAUCGCCACGGUCCUUGACCGGUGGGAUACCAUCCUCAUGGGCAUCGUACAACGGAUCGGGGCGGGAUGUGAGCCGGAGCUACUCCCCAACAGGGUUGUUGAAGACGUCAUCGCCAGUGCCGAGCUCGAGCCUACGACUGAAUGCGCUUCCGACAGCCUACGACACAAGGAGCCCGCAGACGGGACUGUCACACUCGAAUCACUACAGCCUGCCGUCGCAAGGUAG
Molecule: messenger RNA, 2238 nt
Organism: Diaporthe citri
Lineage: Eukaryota; Fungi; Ascomycota; Sordariomycetes; Diaporthales; Diaporthaceae
Exons: 4
Coding region: 1-2238 (745 amino acids)
Cellular component (GO): nucleus
Source: RefSeq, a predicted model, not a curated record